Messenger RNA from Brachypodium distachyon (stiff brome), 1739 nucleotides. RefSeq names its product peroxidase 2. Gene Ontology annotation, cellular component: plasmodesma; plant-type cell wall. The coding region runs from base 182 to 1255 and encodes 357 amino acids. Gene Ontology annotation, molecular function: peroxidase activity; heme binding. NCBI's taxonomy places the organism in Eukaryota, Viridiplantae, Streptophyta, Magnoliopsida, Poales, Poaceae. The record is from RefSeq and is a predicted model, not a curated record. The transcript has 2 exons. Gene Ontology annotation, biological process: hydrogen peroxide catabolic process; response to oxidative stress.
GCCAUGUUGAUCUGUCGAUUGAAUUAAGAUUUAAUCAAGGGAUCGAUCGAGAGGGAAGAUGCAGGCGUGCAUGUUCUCAAGGCCAUCUUGGAGGUGCUACUAUAUAUGAACACCAAGCUCUAGCUAGUUCCCUUAAUUCACCCAUCGAUAUAUAUAUCCUCCCAUCCAUUUCUCAGCCGCCAUGGCUGUGGUGGUGGUUGUAGCGUUAAUGCUUGGUUCCAUGGCGGCACGCACAUGCGAAGCCAGCAUCAGGUUCCCCUACCCGUUCCUGCCGGAAUGGCUCAACCCUCCUCCCUCUCCUCCUGCCCCGGUGCUCAGAUACGACUAUUACAAGGAUACCGAGUGCUCCGGUGUGGAGGACACCGUGAGGCGCGUCGUGGCGGAGGCGGAGGAGAGGCAGCCCGGCAUCGGCGCUGGGCUCAUCCGCCUCUUCUUCCAUGACUGCUUCGUCGAGGGCUGUGAUGCAUCGGUCCUCCUUAGACCGACGAAGGCCAACCCGCAGCCGGAGAUGCUCGGCGUCCCCAACGUCAACAGCCUCCACGGCUUCAAUGUGAUCGACGAUGCCAAGAAGGCACUCAGGGAGAAGUGCGAGGGGGUCGUCUCAUGCGCCGACAUCUUGGCAUUCGCAGCCCGCGAUGCCACGGUCCUCCUCGGGAAGGUGAAGCACUUCGAAAUGCCAUCCGGCCGCUACGAUGGGAGGGUGUCCAAUGCUAGCUACACUCUCUACAACCUGCCGCCGCCUUUCGCUGACCUCCGCCUGCUCAAGGACAUGUUCAAACUCAAAGGGUUCAACACCGACGAGAUGGUCACCCUCUCCGGGGCCCAUAGCAUCGGGGUCUCCCGCUGCUCAUCCUUCUGUGACCGAAGCGAUAACGCCUCCUCGAACAUGAACCCCUGGUUAGCCAGCAAGCUGAGGAGCCAGUGCACCUGCAACACCAGCAGCCUUAACGCCAUGGUUAACCAGGACAAUGUGACCCCCAGAGUCUUGGACAACCAAUACUAUUGGAAUGUGAUCAACAAGAAAGUGUUGUUCAAAUCAGACGCCGCGCUCCUGUCGUCCUGGGAGACUGCGGCGGAGGUGCUCGUCAACGCCCUAUACCCUAAUAAGUGGGAGGAGAAGUUUGCAGCGGCGAUGGUUAAGAUGGGCAGCAUCGACGUGAAGAGCAAGGACGACGGAGAGAUUAGGAAGGUGUGCGGGUUCGUCAACUAUAGCACUCCUGAUCGGGAAGGAGAUGUUCGGGUCGCGGAUCAGUAAGAGAGGGUGCAGGACACAGAAGGAUGGGGCCGAAGGAGUAAAAUUUUCCAUGGGCGAGGAGACGAAGUUUGGAAUGCGAGAGAAGAGGAGCUUAAUUUCCAUGGCGUGGUGGUUCUCGGCAUCAAUUCCAUGGCGAGAGUGCCUGCCGGGUAUACGAGACUCUGCAUUUUUCCAUUGGGAAAUGUGUUUGCUCUCGCCACUUGAGCCAUUAGAAAUUGUUGCUCCUUCAAAAAAACAAUCUUUGACACGGUUCACAUACCUAUCUUGACAUCAAGUAAGCACAAGUGCACUGCACCUAAAAAGAAACGAUAUGGUGGAGUGCUAGAGAGAUUUUUUUUGAUACUGUACAAUUUCUCCGUUCGGCCAUACUUGACCGUUUUUGUAACUGGUCUCCAACAAACCAUUUUUGGCCGUUGCGUUUGACAUGAAUGUAUGAGAAAAUCUGUAAAUUACUACUGUACAAGAUAGUAUGUACUUUCGGUUA